UAACGAUAAAUUUCACUAUAAUACAUGAUAAUAAUAUAUGUGCGAGAUUCUGAGAAGAAGCCGAGGUCCGCGCUGUGAAAGAAGAUACUCGCGCAUCGAUUUACUUGGAGGGAUUUACUCGCUCGCACUUCUUACCCAACGAACGCCAAAAUGCUCGUUGACGAGAUGCCGCGCAGUUUUGUUAAGAAGAACAACAGCUACAGCCACUGCCCGCUUAAGAAGCGGCCGGUGAACGUGAUGCUCGCCGAGGACCUGCCGAAAACCGAGAUCAAAGAAGAGGUGAUCGAGGUCGUCGACGAAAUCCCGGAGCCUGAGAAUCUCAGUACCAAGCCCGAGGACUUGAGUAGGUCGGCCCCAAAGCGGCCCCGCUCGCCAUCGCCGGCUCUCGCUCAUUACCCCGUACUCCUUAAGCGCUCGCCCUCGCCGUCUCCGACGCCGUUGGUCCAACUGUCGCAAUUGCCAGCCUAUCAGCCACGCUACCCGAGCAAGGCGACGACACCGCCGACGGCCGUUGCGCCGGUUCAUCCGGUUGCCAAGCGCGCUCGUGUCGAGGUCCUCCAGCACGACAAUUCACCGAGCCAGGGCUGCUCCCCCUUGGUGGCGAAGUCCGGCCCCCCGGAGCCCUUGACCAUCGGCGGCCCCAUCGACUCGAUCGGUCACUACCCCAGCCCCGGCUGGCCCCGAGCAACCGCCGCCCCGCUCUAUCCGGCCCAUUACCUGCCCUACCCAACGGCCUACCGUUACCACGGCGCCGAUCUCUACCCCGCCUAUCCCGUGCCCGCUUACCCGCACUCCUCGCCCGAGCAUCACCGCUCGGUCUCGCCCUCGCCGCCCCACGCGGCCCUCACCUGCCCCGCCGUCCAACGACCUGUUGUCCGUGGCUACGCCGGUCACUGGGCCAGUCCCGAGCACUGCGGCCUCUCGCCAACCGGCUCCAUCGGCUCCCUUGGCUCACUGGGCUCCCUGGGCUCACCGCCCCCGCCUGUCAGCCCCGAGGACCUCUCCUCCCCGUGCAGCGGCAGCGACAGCGGACGCUCAUCCGCCGGCAGUACCUCGGCUGGCCCGACGCUCGUCAAGCUCGAGAAGAACUCGGCGUCGCCUCGCUACCAGUGCCCGGAUUGCGCCAAGUCCUACUCCACCUACUCCGGCCUCUCGAAGCAUCAACAGUUCCACUGCGCCGCGGCCGAGGGUCAAACCAAGAAGACUUUCACCUGCAAGUAUUGCGAAAAGGUCUACUUGACGCUCGGCGCCCUCAAGAUGCACAUAAGAACGCACACGCUGCCGUGCAAGUGCCACCUGUGCGGUAAGGCCUUCUCGAGGCCGUGGCUCCUCCAGGGCCACAUCAGGACCCACACCGGAGAAAAGCCUUUCAGCUGCCAGCACUGUAAUCGCGCCUUCGCCGAUCGGAGCAACCUGCGAGCGCAUCUGCAGACGCACAGCGACGUCAAGAAGUACUCGUGCUCCUCCUGCAGCAAGACCUUCAGUCGAAUGUCACUGCUUACGAAGCACCAGGAGGGAGGCUGUCCAGGAGUCGCUGUGCCAAUCGGCAGCUACGGCUGUUGACGGGCCCGUUCGUUAGAUCGCGCGGCUCCGAUUGUGCCUUAGGGAGACUCUCAGUGACCCCAGAAUGCAGUACAAAACCAAGAGAGACUUUCUUCCUUCGUUAUUUUUACCAUUUAAUUCUUUUCCUCGUCUCUACAUUCAACUCAUUUUAUUCGGCUCAUAUUUUAUAAUAUGGUUCCAUUUUUAUUUUGUAUGCGACGAUUGUGAAGGGCAGCGCGGAGCUGGUUAUAUUGUCAUUGUUGUAAGUUAGGCCGGUGAGACGAGUGACGCGAGACACUUAUUAUUACCGCGAUCGUCGCGGUUUAACCGUGAAACUGUCGUGCCAUCUUUGCAUUUUCCUCUACUAUCUCCUACGCUAAUCGUCGUGCCGUUAUCUCUCGCCACCGAAUUUGAUUUUUCUUCCUUUCCUAUUGGAUCUUAUCCCGUUUUUGCGAAACCUUACUUUUUAGUAAUUUAUGUUCUUAGGUUAUUAAGUCGAGAGAAAUAAAAUAAGA
This is a messenger RNA of Ceratosolen solmsi marchali, 2057 nucleotides long. RefSeq names its product protein escargot. Gene Ontology annotation, molecular function: DNA-binding transcription factor activity, RNA polymerase II-specific; RNA polymerase II cis-regulatory region sequence-specific DNA binding. The record is from RefSeq and is a predicted model, not a curated record. Lineage: Eukaryota; Metazoa; Arthropoda; Insecta; Hymenoptera; Agaonidae. The transcript has 2 exons. Gene Ontology annotation, biological process: regulation of DNA-templated transcription. Bases 151 to 1563 code for a protein of 470 amino acids.